Messenger RNA from Solanum dulcamara, 384 nucleotides. Its product is annotated as secreted RxLR effector protein 161-like. The record is from RefSeq and is a predicted model, not a curated record. The coding region runs from base 1 to 384 and encodes 127 amino acids. The transcript has a single exon. Lineage: Eukaryota; Viridiplantae; Streptophyta; Magnoliopsida; Solanales; Solanaceae.
AUGAAGAAAUGCACUCCAGUGGAGUUUGGCUUGAAGCUAAACAAAGCUAGAAGAGGAGAUAAGGUAGACAACACACUCUACAGACAUAUUGUAGAUAGUUUGAUGUAUCUUACUGCCGCAAGGUCCGACAUCAUGUAUGUUGUAGGUCUUAUAAGUAGGUAUAUGGAGAUCCCAAUGGAAAUCCGCCUGCUAGCUACCAAGAGAAACCUUUGCUACGUACAAGGAACUAAGGAUUUUGGUUUGUUCUACAAGAAGGUUGAAAAAUCUAGUUUGAUUGGUUUUGCUGGCAGUGAUUACGCUGGAGAUCAAGACGAUAGAAAGAGCACUUCAGGCUAUGUUUUUUUGCUAGGCAUAAGGGCUGUUUCAUGGUCUUCCAAGAAGUAA